Molecule: messenger RNA, 3474 nt
Organism: Acytostelium subglobosum LB1
Lineage: Eukaryota; Evosea; Eumycetozoa; Acytosteliales; Acytosteliaceae
Exons: 4
Coding region: 1-3474 (1157 amino acids)
Biological process (GO): autophagy of peroxisome; phosphatidylinositol-mediated signaling; phosphatidylinositol-3-phosphate biosynthetic process
Cellular component (GO): cytoplasm; phosphatidylinositol 3-kinase complex, class III, type I; phagophore assembly site
Molecular function (GO): metal ion binding; 1-phosphatidylinositol-3-kinase activity
Source: RefSeq, a predicted model, not a curated record
AUGUUAAAGAGAGAAUGCGAGAAACAACCUGUAAAGACACUGAUCUUUGCUCCAGCAAAUAUACCAAUGAAUAGUACAUCAGUCAAGUUUGUUCUAGACUUUAUUGAAACAUUUGAUGACUUGAUCAACAAGUACUCGAACACUCCAUUGGCUACAACUACAUCAUCAACGUCAUCAUCAUCGACAACAUCUUCACCAUUGUCAUCUGCGCCAUCAACACCUAUCAGCUCACCAAUCAACAGGACCAAACCAACAUUCCAACAAAUCUUAAAGAUACCUUUGACCACAAUCGCUGCCUCUGAACAAUCCAAUGUACAACCGAGCAAUAACAAUAACAACAACAACAUCAAGAACAACAACAACAACAACAACAACAACAACAACAACAACAACAACAACAACUAUGCCACAAGGUACGAUGAUUUCGAGAACUUUACAUUACCAACACCACAACAUAUUGUGAUGGGUGACAGCAUGGAGAGCCAGAACUUGGACGACUGCAACGAUUACCUCGACUUUGACAAAGUCGAUACAAGUCCAACAAGUGAGCAACACAAUCCAAUGUCACCACAUGAUCACAAUCACAAUCAUUAUUACCCACCAAUCUUUGAGAGAAAGCCCAAGGUGAACACUGUAAAGUCUCUUCUCUACCGCAGCGUCGACCUCUCCAAGAAAGGACCACAACUCGACAAGUUCAUCCUCACAGCGCACUACUUUGAACUCGUAGACAACAUCCUGAUCAGAGCCAUUCGACACGUGCUCGAGGACAGGCUAGAGGACACAAGAUCAGAGUACGAUGCACGCAACUUCUUUGGCUUUGAGCCGCUCAACGGCGGGUUUGAUCCAACUGAGCAUGCCCGCAUCAUUGCCGAGUGCAACUACAACAAGUUCAACUACACAGAGUCUGGUGUCUAUGACUCGAUCGUCGAUUUCAACGCCAGUCGUUCGAGCAUCUUGGCCUUGGAGAGCAACAUGGCCAAAGACAUAUCAACCGAGAUGAAGCCACGCAAGCUCAUCAAGCCAGUCGAGGACAACAGUGUCAACGAGUGUCAUUCCUGCAAGUUGAAGUUUAACCUCUAUGUCCGAAGGACACAUUGUCGCAAUUGUGGAUACAUCUUUUGCUCAACUUGUACAAACCAUGCGAUUGACUACUCGUCGAUUGAGAAACCUGUCUAUGAGAGUCUCAAGGACAGGUAUCUCUAUUCCAAUUUGAGGGUCUGCAAGCAAUGUCAUGUUCAUCUAUCGACCAACAAGGAGUACAAUGGCAUUGUUUCAUCAUUGGAGCUGUUGGCACUCAAGUUCUCAAUGAUCAGACGAUUCUCUGCAGUGAACAAGAUGUGGCGCAAGGCAACCAUAUCAUACCUGUCACACAUUCGUGCCAUUCAGUACUCGUUCAGCACACAGAAGUUCCAAGAGUACGAGCGUGCUGCUCUGUGGCGAAACAAAGAGUUCUUGGAGGGCCACUCCAAGUGGGUGCUGAAGCUUCUCGAGUCGAUCGUGUGGAGCAAGCUGCCCGCUCACAAACUGGAGAAGGUGUUGCAGAUCAUCAAGUCGUCCGAGAAGAAAUCGAUGAACUGCUACUACCUCAUGUGCUCCUCUUCCUGUGAGCCCAAGAUCUCUGUCAAGGAUGUCUUCCCACUGCUCGACGAGAACAUCACCAACCAUGAGAUCCGAGACUUUGCCGUCAGCAUCCUCGAGUCCAUCUCAAACGAUGACCUCGUCUACUACAUCCCCCAACUGGUGUACUUCCUAAGGUUCGAGCCGUUCAACAGCUCAAAGCUAAAGAAGUUCCUGUUUGACAGGGCACUGGGCUCGCCAGUGAUCGCUCAUUUCACGCUGUGGGAGCUCAAGAACUGCCAGAACGGUUUCGACUCCAAGUACGAGCGUCUAAAGUUGGAGCUCAUCUCGAAUCCCGACCUCAAGAAUCGUGGAGGCUUCAUUGAUGGCUUUGAGCUGCUGAGCUUCCUCGAGGGCAUGCCCACGACCAAUGGACCAGAGUUGAUGGCGCAGUUGACCAAGAUCGAAGAGCUGCUAGCCAAGUGCAAGGAGAUUCGCUAUCCCCUCAACCCAUUGUACACCAUCCAGGGUAUCAACAAGGAGACCGCCACCAUCAAGGACAGCGCAACAAGGCCACUCAAGCUCACAUUCCAUCUCGUGCACUCUGAGACGGGAGAGGAGAAGAGUAUGGACCUGAUCUUCAAGAAGGACGACGUCAGAAAGGACCGUGUCAUUCUGAACAUAAUCUCAAUGAUGUGCAGGAUCUUGAAGAACAACAUCGACUCAUUCAUCAAGCUCAAGUACAGACACUCGUCGGCAUACUUUAGUGCAAUGGUCAAUGCCAUAUGCAUGUACACAUCGCGAUCGAUCGAUUCCAAGGAGAUUAUGGAGAUGAUCAGUAUGCCCGAGAUAUCCGACAUCAUCAUGAACCCUGACUGCUCGUCGCAAGACUCCACACCGGCUCGCGAGAACUUUGACCCGCUGAUUGGCAACCUGUUGAAGGCCAAGGACGAGUACGCCAUCCAGUCCGCCAUCAAUGGCUUCAGAAAGACGCUCAAGAACGACACGUAUCUGAACCUCAAAGCACAGUUUGAGGUGGCCCAGAAGGCACUGUUCGUGGAGAAGUCUGAGGAGAUACGCAAUCUGCUCAGCUCCAUCGUCACCUACACUGUUUUACCCUGUGGCAGCGAGUAUGGAUUCAUCGAGGUGGUACCCAAUGCAGAGACACUGCUGUCGAUCUACAACAAAUCCACAGAACACACUGGCAGCACCGAGAACAAGAUACAUCAUUAUCUCAAGCGAUCACUCAAGCCAGAGGAUCAUCACACCAAGAUUAAGACCUUUGGCCACAGUGUAGCAGCAUGGUUAGUCAUCACACAUCUCCUAGGCGUUGGCGAUCGUCACAAUGAGAAUGUCAUGAUCACACGUGAUGGCAAGUUCUUCCACAUUGAUUAUGGUUUUGUCCUUGGCAAGGAACCAACACCCAUGUCCAACUUCUUGAGACAUAGUAAGGAUUAUGAGAGUGUGAUGCAGAUCAUUAUGUUUGACAGGAAGGAGUUCAUUAGGAUAUGCACGAUCAUCUAUGCUGUGCUGAGGAAGGAGGCAUCGUACUUCCUGUAUCACUUGUCAUUCUUGACAAAGCUGGACGCGACAGAUGCAACAAAUGAGUUCACAAUGGACUAUGUACAGAAUCAGGUCGCCAGCAGGUUCAGUCCUGGACUGCCAUCGAGAGAGGCCGAGGAGUACUUUGAGAACCUGUUGGACAAGCAUCGUGACUCUUACACUCAGUGGCUGAUCGACUUCCUUCAUGAGAAGAACAAGUUGGCGCCCCAGAUCACACAGACCACCAAGAGCUACUUCAAGUCAUCGUUGAAUUUCCUCGGUAGCUGCAUAUCCAACCUUCAUCAAUAUUAUAAUCCUCCUCAAUCCAUUACAAAUGAUGCAGCAACAGCAGCAACAACAACAACAACAAUAUAA